Lobosporangium transversale is the source of this 3259-nucleotide messenger RNA. RefSeq lists its product as hypothetical. The coding region runs from base 245 to 3172 and encodes 975 amino acids. Lineage: Eukaryota; Fungi; Mortierellomycota; Mortierellomycetes; Mortierellales; Mortierellaceae. The transcript is spliced from 3 exons. The record is from RefSeq and is a predicted model, not a curated record.
GUCCUGUGUUCCGCUCCUCUUCUUUUCUUUUCUUUUUUAUUCCUUUCCUGUCUUUUACUCCCUUAUACCGCUCGUAUCCCUUCUUUCUCUCUGUUUCGUGGCUCUACUUCAGUCGAAGCGAGCAAGAAACAAAAAAGGAAAAAAAAUAAGAAGAACGAACUAAAGGAGACGCAUAAGAUCUUUUUUUUUGUUGAUCAUCUUUUUACUCUGUUCACCCAAUCUUGUUUCCAUCGCGAUCGCUGUCAUGGAUUUCAUGGAAUUUAACUUGAACUUCACUACUGCGGCCAUUACAUGUGCUCUAUUGACCGGGUUAUAUUUCCUAUUGCAGAAGUUUUUCGAGCCUCAAUCCCGUCAACAACGCGCUUUUCUUGCCGAGCAGGCUCAGAAGGAGCUUUUGAAGGAACAUGAAAUCGAAUCCAAGCGCGGAAGUAACAAGCAGGCCAAAAAGAAAACUGUUCAAGCCCCUCGUCCAAAGAAAGCUACUGUUGAUCAGGACAAGGAGUCAAGCACCAAUGAGACGAUCGAUGAAAGAGUCAUCUCCUCUAACCCCUACGAUCUCCUCGAUGCCACCAUUAUCAAACCACCUAUGAGUAGAAAAGAGGCUAAGAAGGAGGCUAAGAAGGAGGCCAAGAAGACUGAAAAGACUGCCGUUGUUCCUACUGCCAAAAAACCUGAGAAGCCCAUAACCGAGAAGACUGAGGAACCUACCAUCAAGAAGACUGAGGAGCCUACCAUCAAGAAGACUGAAGAGCCUACCAUCAAGAAGACUGAAGAGCCUACCAUCAAGAAGACUGAAGAGUCUGCUCCUGCCCAUGCUCCUGCCCAUGCUCCUGCCCAUGCUCCUGCCCAUGCUCCUGCCCAUGUUCCUGCCCAUACUCUCAGCCACGCCACCAACCCUAUCCCUUCCCCCGCCACCACUGUUGCGGCUCCUGUGGUUUCGCCUGUUAACGUUGCUUCCAAUUCCCCUACCGAGGAACUUAAACCUUUGUCCAAAAAGGCAAAGAAAGCUGCAAAGAAAGAAUCCGCACAAGCCACUGUCUCUGUCCAGAACACCGAGGUCCCCAAAGCCGUCGAACCUGCUAAGGUUAAUGAGCCUGUCGAGAUUGAUAAACCUGUGAAGGUUGAUGAACCUAUCAAGACCAUUAAAUCUGCUAAGCCCUCCAAGACUACCGAACCUGUUAGGACUAUUGAGCCCGUCAAAGUCGAUCAAGAGAUACCUUUGGUUGCCAAGGAUCAAAAGGCAGCUCCUAUUGCCAUCCCCGUUACUGCCGCUGAAGACUCUGUCCCCAAGCACGAAUUUGAAGCUCUUCAUGCAUUGCUGAAGUCUAAGGAUCAGGAAAUCGCUGCCGCUCGUGCAGAGUCGGAGAAGGCUAAAACUCAAGUCCAGGAUCUUCAGAAAGAAUUAAAAGCCAACGCUGAGGUUGUCAAGGCGGCGAAAAAGACUGAAAGUCGCGCCAAGUCAAUUGACUCUAAGCUGGAAUCACUCAACUAUACCAACUCCCUAUUGGUUAAGCAAUUGGCUGUUGAGAAGGACAAUGCCAAAGCGCUUCAAGAGCAGGCUCAGAGGGCUUCUGAAAAUUCUGCCUUUGUUGCAGAGUUGGAGCGACAAAUUCAGGAUCUUAACCAGAGCCGUGCUCAUCUUGGAGCACAGCUGGAGCGCAUGAACGAGAUUAAUCAGGAUCUGAAGCAACAGCUCGCACGCGCUGAACAUGACAUCAACCAGUACUCUCGCAAAUCAAUCGAAGCUGAGCACAGAGCUGAUGCAGCCAUGAGAGAACGCAACGAGUUCCAUCACAAAUGCACCAUUAUCUUAUCCGAGAAGGAUUCUAGGAUCUCUGUGCUCGAGGCUGACUACAGAUCCUUGGAGAAUGAACUCGAAAACUCAAAGGCUCAGGUUGAACAGUAUGCAGAAGCUGUCCGUCAUGCUGAGGAAGUUACACACAGCCAAGCCGAAACCUUUGAGGGUGAAAAGCACUCAUUGAUUGAGGAGAUUGAUAUGCUUCGUAGUCAACUUUCCAAGGGAUCUGACAAGACUUCUGAGAAGGAAGCUGAGAUUAAACGUCUCAAGGAACAAAUUACAAAGAUUCAAGACGAACACACCAAGUCUUUGUCCUCUAAAGAGUCUGAUCUUACUGUCAAAGCAACUGACCUGUCUGCAACUAAGGAGAAACUUGCCGCUGCUGAGGCUGCCCUUAGCAAGGCCCAGAACGAAGAGAAGGCGCUUAAGGCUAAGAUUGCGGAGCUCCAAAGCACUCAUGCAAGCACACUCAGCACUCACCAAGAGCAGUUUGAUCACCUGACCAAGGAGCUAGAGACCUCCAACAACCAGAUUGCAGCUCUGAUGGAGAAGCAGCAAACAUUGAACGCCCGCAUUAGCGAAUUGACAGAGCGUGCAGCUGAGAACAGUAUGAAGGCCGAAGAUCAGUCCGGUGCUCUUCAAAAGAGAAUCGAGGAGCUACAACAAGAGAUUUCUGCAAAAGAGACAAGUCAGAAGUCGAUCAUCACUGAGAAGGAGUCCCUUGCAAAUGAGCUGGCCACUGCAACCGUAUCGCACCAAACUAUUAAGAAGGAGCGCGAAUCGCUAAUCAAGGAGAGGGAGGAGCUCUCAUCUAAAUUGACUACCAAGACAACUGAGUUGGAGUCAUUGAUCAAAGAGAAGGAAUCAAUUAUCAAGGAGAAGGAAUCAGUUUUCAAGGAGAAGGAAUCUUUGGCUGCAGAGAUCGCCAAGAAGACUGAGGCUGUCGCUGUGCUUGAGAAGGAGAAGAAUACUUUGAGUGCUGAAUUGGCUAAGGCUGCUGAGGCUAAGAAGGCAACUGAGGCUUCAAAUGUAUCAACGGCUCAACUCGAGUCUGAACGAGCUACUUUGAGCGCACGUGUGGCUGAACUAGAGAAGCAACUGAGCGAGCACAAGAGCAGCGGCAACAUUGCUACCACUAAUGGUAAUGACAGCAAGGAGAGCAAGAACGAGGGUCCAUCACGGGAGGGUGAGGAAGAUGAAGCCGCAGGUUCACCAGAUGAGGAAGUUGGGCCGACUAAUGGCGAGAAAAAGAAGAAAAAGAAAAAGAAAAAGAAGUCUGCAGCAGCAGCAGCAGCAUCAGCCGCUGCAUCCGAAGAGAAGAAGGAAGAUCCCGUUGUGGUGCAGAAAGACGGUAUUGCGGUUGCCACUUUCUAAAAUCCAAGUCAACACAUUUUCGCACAUUUGAUGUUCUUGAUCUACUUUUAUUUUCAUGUUUCUCUUUUUCUAAUCAAUCAAAUCAAU